Argentina anserina (silverweed cinquefoil) is the source of this 4782-nucleotide messenger RNA. RefSeq names its product protein transport protein SEC16B homolog. The record is from RefSeq and is a predicted model, not a curated record. The transcript is spliced from 13 exons. Gene Ontology annotation, biological process: COPII vesicle coat assembly; Golgi organization; autophagy. The coding region runs from base 350 to 4318 and encodes 1322 amino acids. NCBI's taxonomy places the organism in Eukaryota, Viridiplantae, Streptophyta, Magnoliopsida, Rosales, Rosaceae. Gene Ontology annotation, cellular component: endoplasmic reticulum exit site; ER to Golgi transport vesicle membrane.
CUCUCUCUCUCUCUCUCUCUCUCUCUCUCUCUAAAACACACCAUUGCUUUUCUCUAUUCUCUCAUCCCCUCGAUCUGUAAGUUAUGCUCGUUUUUGGUUUGAUUCAAUUUUUAGUAUUCUGAAAUUCGCGCGACGAGAAUGCGUUGGAUUGAAGCUGGGAAAAGCAACGGGAAAUCCGCGAUCUCCGGUUUGAGUUUCUGAGGCGGUGGGAAUGCCGGAGUCCUAGAUCUUGGUCUGUGUUCGGGUUCGGGGCCGGAGGUGGGCUCCGGAUCUUGAUUGGAGGCUUCAAUUAUUCGAGGCGGUGCUGUGAAGUUUGUGGAAGAUUGGAUUUUGGUGGUUUAGGUUUUAGAUGGCUUCCAAUCCUCCUCCAUUUCUGGUGGAGGAUACGGAUGAGGAUUUCUUUGAUAAACUGGUGGAGGACGACGUCAUCGAGCCGCCGCAAACGGCGGCGGCGGGGCCCGGUUUGAACGAGGGGAGUGAUUCCGACGAGGCCAGGGCGUUUGCUAAUCUGAGCGUUGCUGACUCCGCAGCGGAGAUUAAGGAGGAGGCGACAGGCGGUGUGGAUUCGGACGUCGGAGAGGCGGUUGGGGUUGGAAAUGCGGCGGAGCAGAGUAAUUUGAGCAAUGGCGCGGCGGCGGAGGAGGCGGUGAUGGAGCUUAGCAAUGGUGGAUUGAGGCCGGUUUGGGAUUCGGAUUCGGGGACGAGUAAGGGGAACGAUUUCGAGGGUUCGGGGAUCAAGCAGGUGGAUUGGGGUGUGUUUUCUGUGAAAUCGAGUCAGAAUUUGAGCAAUGGCUUGGGUGGAUCCUACUCGGAUUUCUUCAGUGAGUUGGGGGACGACACCGGAGAGUUUCCCGCCAAUCUGGCGGCGCAGCAGCAAACGAUUGCGAGUACAGAUUGCGGCAAUGCGGUUAAUAAUGGGCAGCAGCAUUAUCAUCAGGAGCUUCAUGGUGAUGGUUACAGAGGAGGAGAAAGCGAAAACAACAAUGGGGUGGUGGAUGUAAACAGUAUCGAGUAUUUGGAAAGUCUGUAUCCUGGGUGGAAACUUGACCCCAACACAAUGAAAUGGUAUCAGGUGGACACGUGGAGCACUGUGACUGAUACUAAAACGGAGGUUUCGCAUUUGCAGCAAACAGCAGCUCCCUCUGCUGCUGGAAGUGUGACCGAACCUAGUAGUACCACUGAUGGUUCGGUUGAAUCUGUUCACGUUUCACAAUGGACUAAUGGGUACCCGGAACACAUGCUUUUUUAUCCUGACCACCCUGGUUGGUACUGGGAUACAAUUACCGGGCAAUGGGGUUCGUUGGAGGAGUAUCAUGCUUCCAUUCAAACCACCACGGUCCCAACUGCAGCUCCGGUGCAGAAUGGUGAUAAUGUAUAUCAUCCUUAUAUACCUCUUGACAAUGGGGCCCGUAACCAAAAUCAAGAUGGUGGUUGGCCGAGUCAUGUUAAUUACAAUGAGCCUGUUAAGGUGUGGCAACCUGAGAAUGUAUCUACCAGCGAGCCUAUUUCGAGUUCUGGUGGAUACCAGCAGUUGGGAAAUUGUAAUUCAUUAGGUUCUACGGGGAACAAGGAUCAGCAGAUGGGAGCAGUACAUUUGUAUAACCAACAGUUCAAUCAAGGAAGUACACAGCUGAAUGGACCUACCCAAUUUCAUAAUGAUUACCAACCGAAUUAUCCGCAACAACCUCCCCAGGGUGGCAACCAGUUUCCAUAUGCUCCAACUGUUGGAAGAUCUUCUGACGGUCGUCCUCCACAUGCACUAGUAACUUUUGGAUUUGGUGGAAAACUCAUUGUGAUGAAGGACAGCAGUAGUCUUGGGAACUCGUCUUAUGGAAGCCAGGAUCCCGCAGCAGGCUCAGUUUCUGUCCUUAACUUGUCAGAAGUUUUCAUGCAAAGGCCUGAUGCUUCAGGUUUUGGGAUGCCUACUUGUGAUUAUUUUCGGGCCUUGUGCCAACAAUCCUUUCCAGGGCCCUUGGUUGGAGGGAAUGUCGGAAGCAAAGAGUUGAACAAAUGGAUUGAUGAAAGGAUUGCUCACUGUGAAUCACCCGACAUGGAGUAUAGGAAAGGAAGAGUAUUGAGGUUACUUAUUUCUUUGCUUAAGAUAGGUUGUCAACACUAUGGAAAAUUUCGAUCUCCUUUUGGUACCGACACUCUAUCCAAGGAAAAUGAUACUCCUGAAUCAGCAGUUGCUAAGCUUUUUGCAUCUGCGAAGAGCGAUGGUGCACAGCUCGGUGUGUAUAAUGCUCUCAGCCACUGUGUACAGAACAUUCCUUCAGAAGGACAAAUACGGGCAACUGCUUCUGAGGUACAAAAUCUAUUGGUUUCUGGUAGAAAGAAAGACGCUUUACAAUGCGCCCAAGCAGGUCAAUUGUGGGGGCCGGCGCUUGUCCUUGCUUCACAGCUUGGUGAACAGUUCUAUGUGGAUACUGUUAAGAAAAUGGCCGUAUGCCAGCUCAUUCCAGGAUCACCUUUGCGAACGUUGUGCCUGCUAAUUGCAGGCCAACCUGCAGAAGUGUUUUCUGCUGACACUACAUCUGAAAUCAGUGUUCCAUGUGCUGUUAAUACCUUUCAACAGCCAAUGCAGUUUGGUUCAAAUAAAAUGCUUGAUGAUUGGGAGGAGAAUUUGGCUGUGAUAACUGCAAACAGAACAAAAGAUGAUGAAUUGGUAAUCAUACAUCUUGGAGAUACCUUGUGGAAGGAUCGGAGUGAGAUUACUGCAGCACACAUCUGUUAUUUAAUUGCAGAAGCAAAUUUCGAUUCAUACUCAGAUACUGCAAGACUAUGUCUAAUUGGAGCAGAUCACUGGAAACUGCCUCGAACAUAUGCUAGUCCAGAGGCCAUUCAGAGGACUGAGUUAUAUGAAUAUUCAAAGGUUCUCGGAAACUCUCAGUUUAUUCUUCUACCAUUCCAGCCAUAUAAGCUCAUAUACGCAUACAUGCUUGCUGAAGUUGGAAGAGUAUCUGAUUCAUUGAAGUAUUGUCAAAUAAUAGUGAAGUCCUUAAAAAAUGUAAGAGCAGCUGAAGCAGACAUGUGGAAGCAGUUAGUAUUAUCUCUCGAGGAGAGGAUCCGAACUCAUCAGCAGGGUGGAUACUCUGUGAAUCUGGUUUCUUCUUUCAAAGGUAAGUUGCUCAACUUUAUCGAUAGUACUGCCCAUCGUGUUGUCGGCCUACCACCACCUGCACCAUCCACAUCCAUAGGAAGUGGUCACGGUAAUGAACAAUACCAUCAGCCAAUGGGCCCCAGAGUAUCUAGUAGUCAGUCAACUAUGGCAAUGUCGUCCUUAAUUCCUUCUGCUUCUACGGAACCCACAAAUGAUUUUGGCAGUAGAAAGCCAAUGCAUAACAGAAGUGUUUCAGAGCCAGACUUCGGCAGAACUCAGGUUGAUUCAUCAAAGGAUAUUGACUCGUCUGAUGGACAGGGAAAACCCUCAGGGGGGACUUCCCGCUUUCCUUUUAGUAGUAUCAUUGACAAGUUUGUGAGACGUGGAAAACAGGCUAAGUUGGGUGUAACAAAUAAGUUCUACUAUGACGAAAAACUUAAGAGAUGGGUUGAGCCAGGUGCUGAAUUUCCUGCUGAAGAACCUGCAUUGCCUCCUCCCCCAACUACUGCAGCCUUCCAGAAUGGUGUUUCUGAUUACAACUUGAGAUCUGCCUUAAAGAAAGAAGGGUCCCCCACUAAAGGGGGCCCAGAGUUACAUAAUUCAACUCCUCUGGGACCAACUUCAGGGACCCCUCCUAUUCCACCCAGCUCAAAUCAAUUCUCAGCUCGUGGGCGAAUGGGCGUUCGAUCCAGAUAUGUUGACACUUUUAACCAAUCUGGCGGAAUGCCGGCAAACUUGUUCCAGUCACCUUCUGUUCCAUCUGUUAAGCCUGCUGUUGCUGCCAAUGCAAAGUUUUUUAUUCCCACUCCAGUGUCAUCAGGUGACCAGACAAUGGAUGCUAUUGCCGAACAUGAACAAGAUGGCACAACUGCCAAAGAAGAUCCUUCAACAUCAGCCAGGAAUGACUCUUUCCAUGCACCACCACUAACAUCAUCACCGAGUAUGCAAAGGUUUCCAAGCAUGGGUAAUAUCCAUACCAUGGGAGUUGUAUCAAAUGCCAAUGGUCCUGUUCCACCUCACUCACGAAGGACGGCAUCAUGGGGUGGGAGCUCCAAUGAUAUAUUUAGCCCUCCAAAGAUGGGUGAAGUAAAACCUUUAGGGGAGGCAUUAGGCAUGUCUUCUGCUUUAUAUAGGCCUAGUGAGCCGCCUUUUCAGUUGCAUGCGCCAAUGAAUGGGGGUGGGGGUUAUGGUGACGAUCUUCAUGAAGUGGAACUUUGAGCUGAAGUAGUGAAGAUGUAAAUAUCAAAUUUUGCUCUUAGUGAUCAAUACAAAUACUUGUGACGUUCCUGCUCCUGCAUCACGCAAGAGAUCAAAAUAGUGGUAUGUGCCAGGAGUAAGUUCAUAGAACGUUUAUUUUCUUUCCCACUCUUCAUACUCUCCCACCCUAACAUGUAUCUUGAAAUGUAAUUGGCGCAAUUCCCUUUCUUUUGAGCCAAUGCUUAUAUAAACUCCCUGAGAGUUGCCACGAUCCAAGUGUCUUGGGAGAAAGAUCUUUUUAUUUUUGUUCUGAACCCUAAAAAGAAAGGAGAAGCCUGGGCUGGCACCAAUGUACAGAUCAUUUGUUCAUUUUAAACAAAAAACAGAUAAUGUUCCUUGAGGUAGAUGGAAUGUGAACCUCUAUUGAUCCUCUCAAGGGGAAAAGAUAGUGUAUUGAAUAGAGAGAAACAUAAGAUGUCUCGAUU